AUGAAUGACAUAUCUUCAUCAUCACUUGGAGUUGUAAUAACUGGUGAAGAUGGCGCUGAAGAAUCCUCAGAUGGUGCGGGCGAGGAAGGGAUUCCAGAAAGGGAUGGUGCUUCUACAGAGCUUGACGAAUCCAGGUAACUCUCGGCAAGCUCGGUUUUCAGGAAGGCAGAAAACUGUAAUAGAACUCGUCAGAAAGACUCGGCUCAAGGUCACCUGGGUAAAUUUUACAAAGCUGAUUUGCACUCAGUGUCAGUUUGUCGUCAGGUAGCUCCUUCAUAGUUCUUAAAAAUCCAAACCUUGAUGCAACAGUGGCGUGACGUAUGCUUCCUUACGUUUCUUCAACUCAGCAACCAAACUAUCGAUAAUAACCAAAAACGUUGCCGUUCGAAAAUUAUCGGCAGGUGUAAGUUCUACUUCCGGAACUGUUCCUGGUUCAUCAUAACGACGAUUCCGCAGGCGAUUUCAUUUCAUUUCGUCUUCGUAAUGUUCGUAUCCACUGAGCAAUUUUCCUUCAGCCUCGAACUGCUCAAAUUUUGGUCUCAUAUUUUUCACAUACUCUUCCAGGGAUUCAUAAAUAGCAGCAGCCGAGUUAAUGUCUUGAUCCGCGGAUUGAAGCAAUUGGCUGUUACUGUUAAAACACUUCAAGAUACGGUGCCAUACCAGAGUAAGUAUGCCAGUCUCCAAACGAUCCAUAUUAGAAGCGUGAUUUAGAGCUUCUUUUCGAGUAUCUCCUUUCUGCUCUGGAUCUGCAGCAAUCUCUUUCAAUCCAGCUUUGAUUUCUUCGAAGCCCUUGACCACGGCUUUAACAGCGGCGGCAUGCGCUCACCAGGGAGUGUCUGAUAGACGUUUUACUGUGGGCAAGCCUUUUUUCUUUCAGCCGAUUAUGGACUACUUUCCAACGGUGUGUUGAAGCGACGAGGAAAGAAUAUAAACCUUGGACAAAGCCAAAAAAUCCGACAGAUUCCAGACAGCAACUUACUGCUGAUUGGCCGACUACAUUGAGAGAAUGUGCGGCGCAAGGCACAUACUCGGCAAGUGGGCACUUUUGGUGAAUAACAGCUUGCAUAAAUAAUAAUUAAUAAUAUAGCAUCAUAUACUUUUAGCCACAUCGCGGGGCCCUGGAAGGCGCGGGGCCCGUGGCAUAUGCCGCAUCUGCCACUGUGUAAAACCUGCGCUGCCGGUUCGCAAGCUAAUAUACUCCCCGUAGCGUAACAACGUUUAGAAGUUUAGAAGAUGUCCAGCUCGAGACGACAGCAGUCAAACUCACAAGCUACACGGGAGAACAUUUGCCGGUAUUGGGACAAUGUUACUUGAAAUGUAAUGACAAAAUUUAGAAGUUUUUUGUUGUUGAGACGAAGCAAGUACCUAUCUUGGGUUUACAGACCUCGAAAGAUCUGAACUUAAUCAAGUUGGUUAUGAACGUAAAGUUAUCAAAGCGAGAAAAUACGACGGCGAAAUCUGUCAAUGAUAUGGCCAGUCAAUUUCCUAAAGUUUUUCAAGGGCUUGGUUGUUUCAAGAAACCCUAUCAUAUCCAAGUGGACCCAAAAGUUACUCCAGUUGUGAGCACAUUGAAGAGUCAACCGGUAGCGCUGAGAGAUCGACUUAAACAGUCCGUGGAUGAAAUGGAAGCAGAUGGGGUAAUCGAGAAAGUCGAUCAAUUCUGUUGUAGUGGUAAUGAAACCUAACAGCAACAAGUUACGGAUUUGCCUAGACCCAAGACCAUUAAAUUAAGCGAUCCAGAGAGAGCACUACACGAUGCCAACCAUUGAAGAAAUAACGUGUCGCAGGAGCUACGGUGUUUUCGAAGUUAGACGCUAACUACGGCUAUUGGCAAGUCGCAUUAGAUGACGAAAGCCAGUUGCUAACAACGUUUAACACGGAAUUUGAUCGAUAUUGCUAUAAGCGAAUGUCUUUUGGAAUUAAGUCCGCCCAGGAAGUGUUUCAGAAGCGUAUGAGCCAAUUAUUCGGUGAUUUUGAAGGCGUAGAGACCGACGUUGACGAUAUCUUAGUUUGGGGUACCACAACCGAAGAACAUGAUCAGCGUCUGAAGAAUUCGCUACAGCGGUGUGAAGAAAUCAACCUUACCCUAAACCAGAGCAAAUGCGAAUUUGGUACAACUGAAGUCGUGUACAUUGGCCAUAAACUAACCGCACAAGGGGUUAAACCAGACGAGUCGAAAGUUGAUGCCAUCAACAAAAUGCCUUCACCUACUUGCAAGAAAGACGCAGAGAGACUAUUGGGAAUGGUCAACUACGAAAUUUAUCCCCAACAUGUCUAUCAUCACCGACCCGAUUAGAAUCGUGAUGAAGAAUGACGUGCAAUUCGAGUAGGGCAGCCGCCAAGAAGAAUCGUUUCAGAAAAUAAAAGAAAUCCUCACUGCUGCGCCAGUACUAGUUUAUUACGACGAUUGCAAACCAGUGACAAUAACUUGUGAUGCCUCUAAAUCAGAUCUGGGAGCGGUGUUGUUACAGGAUUCAAAGCCCGUUGCAUAUGCGUCAAGAGCCUUGACUGAUGCAGAAACGAGGUACGCCCAAAUCGAAAAAGAACUGCUAGCCGUAUUAUUUGGUUUCGAAAGGUUUAUUCAAUACACUUUUGCACGACCCGUGGAAGUCGAGAAGGAUCAUAAACCACUGGAGGCAAUAACCAAGAAACCUCUCUCGAUGGCACCACCUCGCCUACAAAGAAUGUUAUUGCGCCUACAAAGAUAUGACUUUAUCGUAAAGUACAAGCCUGGAAAAGAAAUCGUAUUCGAAGACACUCUUUCCAGAACAUACGUUCCAAACUCAGAGCCAGAUGAAAGCCACAUGGAAGACGAAGUCGAAAAUAUACACUCUGUUUUGCACAGAAUACCUGUAUUAACAGAUAAUUAUAAACUGGAGAAGAUUCGAGAAGAAACAUCAAAAGAUCCGACGAUGAUGGUUCUUUUGACGGUGAUUCGUAGAGGAUGGCCGCAGUUCAGACAACAGACACCGGUAGAAAUCCACGAGUUUUGGAAUUAUCAGGAUGAAAUGUCAGAGAUCGAGGGUGUCAUUAUGAAAGGAGACAGGAUAGUUACACCAACAGUGUUACGAAGUCAGAUGUUAGCUCGAGUACAUGAUAGCCAUAUGGGAAUUGAGAAAUGUCGAGGUCGAGCGAGAGAUAUAAUUUUCUGGCCAAAGAUGAACGAACAGAUCAAUGACCUGAUAUCAAAGUGUGACAUUUGUCAAGAGCAUCAGUCGUCAAAUACCAAAAGAGCCACUGAUUGA
Molecule: messenger RNA, 3245 nt
Organism: Paramuricea clavata
Lineage: Eukaryota; Metazoa; Cnidaria; Anthozoa; Malacalcyonacea; Plexauridae
Source: the annotation of a GenBank genome assembly